CAAAUAUGGCGAUUAAAAUUACAGAGAAGAAAGUCUUAGUCACAAACAUAGCCCGUUGAGAUAAAGGAAAACAUUUGUAAGGCUUAAUCCUGAAUAUAAUCACCACGUAUAUGAUUACUAAGCAGUCGGGAAUCAGGGACUCGGGAGAACCCCAAAUUAAAAAAAAUAAAAAAUUCUAGCAAAAAUCUUUCAGAACACAAGGUGUAUUUUUUUUCCCACUCGGUAGCAGUACGAAGGAUAAGAUUGCUGCAAUGUGUAGAAAUAUGCCUCACACUGGAGGCAAAAAAAACGAAGGUAUUUCACCCAUUUGAAAAUCCAUAUAAAAAUCCACUUCAAACAUUGCCUUCCUUGAAUUCCUUUCAUUUUUACGGAAAUACUUAAAAAAGUUUCAAGGAUGAAUUCGCUGACGUGGGAGGGUGCGCUUCACCUGAAGAAAGAUUGUGGGUGGCCAUGCACUCUUAUUCCAAACAGACUUUCAAGCAUUCACUUCACAAACGCAAGAAAGACAAAUAUUUGCAGAGUUUCCCUAGCAGAUUCUCAACGCCUUGAUAGAUCACGAAAAGGAGUUCAGAGCCUUGAAGGGCCUGGACGAAGCAUUGAAGAUGGCGUGCGUCGUAAAUUGGAGCAAUUCCAUGAAGGACUUGAAGGUCCACCUUUGCGUAUCCUACCAUUAGGAGGUGUGGGGGAAAUAGGAAUGAACUGUAUGCUUGUAGGUCAUUAUGAUCGCUAUAUUCUAGUGGAUGCUGGGCUUAUGUUUCCAGACUAUGAUGAGCUUGGUGUGCAGAAAGUAUUACCUGAUACAACUUUUAUUCGACGUUGGAGUCAUAAGAUAGAAGCUGUUGUUAUAACACAUGGCCACGAGGAUCAUAUAGGGGCCCUGCCUUGGGUUAUUCCAGCGUUGGAUCCCCAUACACUGGUUUACUCGUCAUCAUUCACAAUGGAGCUUAUAAAGAGACGAUUAAAAGAGUUUAAUAUUCCAAUUAAUGGAAGAUUUAAACUCUUUAAAAUGAGAGAGAGGUUCGAUGCUGGGCCAUUUCAAAUCGAACCUAUACGGGUUACACAUUCCAUUCCAGAUUGUUGUGGAUUGGUGCUUCGAUGCAAAGAUGGGACAAUUUUCCAUACUGGAGACUGGAAGAUUGACGAGUCACCAGUGGAUGGAAACACUUUUGAUCGGAUGGCUCUAGAAGAACUGGCAAAGGAAGGUGUUACUUUGAUGAUGAGUGACUCCACCAAUGUACUUUCUCCUGGAAGAACUAUCAGUGAAAUGGAUGUAGCUGAGUGUUUGCUAAGGCGUAUUGCAUCUGCAAAGGGGAGAGUCAUAACAACACAGUUUGCCUCCAAUGUUCAUCGCCUUGGCAGUGUGCAAGCAGCAGCUGAAUGUACUGGCCGUAAGCUGGUCUUUGUUGGCAUGUCAUUGAGAACAUACAUGGAUGCUGCUUGGAGGGAUGGGAAAGCACCGUUUGAUCCAUCUACCUUGGUCAAACCUGAAGACAUGGAUGCUUAUGCACCACAAGAGCUUCUGAUUGUGACAACAGGUUCACAGGCAGAACCGCGUGCUGCUUUAAAUCUUGCUUCAUUUGGAAGCAGUCACUCGCUCAAGCUCAACAAAGAUGAUUUGAUAUUGUAUUCAGCUCGGGAGGAAGUUCUUAGGAUGGUAAAGCCCCAGCAUUUCUUACCUAUCCAUGGUGAAUUUGCUUUCCUCAAAGAACAUGAACUACUUGGAAAGUCUACUGGGAUUCAACAUACAAGUGUAAUAAAAAACGGUGAGAUGCUGGGAGUUUCUCACCUUAGAAACAGAAGAGUUCUUUCUAAUGGUUUUUCUCCUCUAGGCAAGGAGAACUUACAGUUGAUGUACAAUGAUGGCGAUAAAGCUUUUGGAAAUUCAACAGAACUUUGCAUUGAUGAGAGGAUGAAAAUAGCAUUGGAUGGCAUUGUAAUUGCCAGUGUGGAAGUUAUGCGGCCUCAGAAAACCCAUUUGGACUCAGCUGGCAAUCGAGAAUCUGAAUCACAGGCACUGCUAAAAGGAAAAAUACGCAUCACAACUCGUUGCUUAUGGGUUGAUAAUGGAAAACUUCUGGAUGCAUUACAGAAGGCUGCACAUGCAGCAUUAGAAAGCUGCCCGCCAAAUUGUCCACUUGCUCAUGUAGAGUACACCAUGUCUACAGUAAUGAGGAAGGUUGUCAGGAAGUACAAUAAUAGAAGACCAGAAGUAAUUGUAAUGGCUGUGGAUAAUAUUACCGACAUUACUCCCAACAAUACAAAGCUAAAAGGAUCCACAAAAGGUCCAAACGUGCAUCAAGACUUGAAGAAUCUUCUAUCAGUAAUUUCUUCCCAUGAUAAGUACAAACUAGGUACUACAAUCAGCGAUGUGACAGAUGCAGUGGUGAUAAGUUCCCACAUGAAAGAUGACAAUAAAGGUACACCUGAAACAUCAACAGAAGCAAGAUAUUAUAAAGAUCAGGUUGAUAGAAUAUCUUCAUCCAUGCCUCCUAUAAUAUUAGACAAUUCUUCCAAAGUUGGAGAUGAGAAAUGGAGUGCUGAAUUUUCUUAUCAAUCCACUGAAAGUUUGAGUGCAUCAGUGACAGUUCACUCUCCAGCUAAGAAACGGAACAAAUGGAAGCGAAAUGAAACUUUGUUGCUUAUUGAAAUACGAGGGAAUAUGGAUACUCAAUUCAAAACAGAGAAGGCAAAGGUCCUCUGGGAAGAGGUCUCAAAGACUUUGUUGGAACAUGGAAUUGAGCGUGGUCCAGACCAGUGCAAAUCUCUCUGGCAAUCUCUAGUGAAGAAACAUGAGAGCAUUCUUCAAGGUGAGCAGAGCAAAAAAAAAUGGCCAUUCUUCAGUGACAUGGAUAAGAUCUUAUCAAAUCAAUCAUGAACGACAUGAAAGAAGUACUUUUCUGAGGGCCUCCUACCUUAAAGAUCACUGCAUGUUCAUUUUAUUAGAGAGACAAUUAAAAGCAUUUUGUGCUGAACGUACACAUAAGAAGUGGUUACUUGUGUUGAACCCAAAUCGACAAAUGCUCCAUACCUGGCUGUAUAAAAUAUCUGCUGGAUGUAUCUUCCAUUAUUUGACUGUUCGAUCCCUCUUAGUAGUUUGUAUCAUCUACAAUUCACAAAAUUAUCCAUUAAGCCUUUUAGUUUCCAUGUUUUUGUAAGUGGGAAGUGUCCACAAAAUAUGCUUUAAUUUAAAUGGUGCCACAACAAACAAAACACAGCAGAUUAAAUUCUGCUUGGAUAGCGACAUUAGAAGAAAAUGGUUGCUGUCAUGGACUUGUAUAUCAUCAAAAUUUGAUGCAAAGAAAUCUUUGGGAUUCCCAUGGCCUAAUAAAUUGGGCUCCUUGAUUCAAUAAUCUGAAAAUAGUUCUUUCGAA
Messenger RNA from Cryptomeria japonica (Japanese cedar), 3371 nucleotides. RefSeq names its product ribonuclease J. Lineage: Eukaryota; Viridiplantae; Streptophyta; Pinopsida; Cupressales; Cupressaceae. The transcript has 16 exons. The record is from RefSeq and is a predicted model, not a curated record. The coding region runs from base 395 to 2875 and encodes 826 amino acids.